UAUAUACAAUCUGAUAUGCCCUACACACAAUUAACUUUGCCAUUUGAUUGUAAAACCCUUACCAUUAAAACCGUGUACCUUUCUGAUCUAAAAAAAAUGGUCAUAGCACCCCUCGUUAUCUCCGGCCCCAUGGCCCUGAGCCGGUAAGCCCUAACCCAUUCAAGUAUCCAACUACCCAUUCAACUACCAAUUCAAUACUCCACCCAAUUACGCAGUUUAAUACGGACUCAACUAACCAAAUCUUUUCCCACCAAAAAAUUCUAUCUUUUCUAGCAACUAGCCGUUUCACUCUUCAGUCUUCACUUCCACCCAAUUCUCCCAUUUUCUCUCUCCUCUUUCCGCCAUGAAAACACUCUCAAUUCUCCUCAAAACCUCCCUUUCUCUCUCCUCAACUCCACCCUCUCUCCUCCAUUGCCGCUUCAUCUCCUCCCUCCCUCUCUCUCACCCAAUCUACACAAUCUGGGCUGCCAACACCAACCUCGGCAAAACCCUAAUUUCCGCAGGAAUUGCUUCUUCUGUCCUUGAAUCCCAAAACCCAUCUCAAUUUCACUACAUUAAGCCUGUUCAAACUGGGUUUCCCUCCGAUUCCGAUUCCCUCUUUGUAUUCAACAGGGUUUGUGAUCUCUUCCUUCGUCGUCGCGCUGAAUUCUCUCUUGUUGCGUCGAAUCAUGUUGUUAAGGUGUCGGAUGCUGCUGCGAAGGAGGUUAAUGGGGAUUAUGAAGAGAGGAAGGUGGGUGGUGUGAUGGGGUUUGGGGAAAAGAGGCUGAUUUGUAGGACUUUGUGUGCGUGGAAUGAGGCGGUUUCGCCGCAUUUGGCCGUGGAGAGGGAAGGUGGGGGUGUGGAGGAUGAAGAGUUGUUGGAAAUGGUGGAGAAAUGUUUGUGGAUGGGUGUGGAGGGUGAGGAGAAGAGUGAGUGUUGGAGUUUGAUUGAAACUGCUGGUGGUGUUGCUAGUCCUGGACCUUCUGGUACUCUUCAAUGUGAUCUUUAUAGACCUUUUCGUAUACCUGCUGUUCUUGUCGGAGAUGGAAGGCUAGGUGGUAUUUCUGGGACUAUUUCUGCAUAUGAAACUCUAAAGCUUCGAGGCUAUGACGUGGUAGCUGUAGUACUUGAAAAUCACGGCCUUGCAAAUGAUGGCUCCUUGCUGUCUUAUUUACAGAACAGCUUGCCAGUUCUUGUAUUGCCACCUGUUCCACAAGAUCUAUCAGAUGACCUGAUGGAAUGGUUUGAUGAAUCCCAUGAUGUAUUUGCUUCCCUGAAGCAAAUAAUGCUGUCAGCAUUUUCUGAGAGAGUAAAGCGAUUGCAUGACUUGCAAAAGAAGGCAGGAGACAUCCUAUGGUGGCCAUUUACACAACAUCAGUUUGUACCUAAAGAAAAAGUCACAGUAAUAGAUUCCCGUUGCGGUGAAAACUUUGCAGUUCACAAGGCUGACAAUGGCGAUGUCAUGACUCAACAGUUUGAUGCUUGUGCUAGUUGGUGGACUCAAGGACCUAGUGCCUCCUUACAGAUUGAAUUGGCUAGAGAUAUGGGUUACGCUGCUGCAAGAUAUGGGCAUGUGAUGUUUCCUGAGAAUGUUUAUGAACCUGCGUUGGAAUGUGCAGAGCUUUUGCUGGAAGGAGUUGGAAAAGGUUGGGCCUCUCGGACGUUCUUUUCUGAUAAUGGAUCAACAGCAACUGAAGUUGCCCUUAAGAUGGCAUUUCGCAAAUUCUUGCAUGAUAAUGAAGCAAUUGUGGAUAUUUCUGACCAGAAUGCUGAGAAAUCCAUAGAGUUUAGGGUAUUGGCUCUUAAAGGAUCAUAUCAUGGUGAUACUCUGGGUGCAAUGGAAGCACAGGCACCAUCAUCCUUCACAGGCUUUCUCCAGCAACCAUGGUACAUAGGCAGAGGCCUUUUUGUGGAUCCACCAACUUUGUACAUGCAAUGUGGAAAAUGGAAUAUUCAGUUACCUGAUGAACUUUCAGAAGGACAUCAGCAGGAAGAUUUGAUCUUUGAAUCACGGGAUGAACUUUUCUCAAAGAACAGGGAUACAUCUGAUGUUUCUAAAAGUUAUGCAUCUUAUGUAUCAAAGCAAUUAUCAGCAUUCUCUAGAAGUGAACAGAACAAAUGGAUAGCAGCUCUAAUAAUUGAACCAGUUAUACAUGGUGCUGGAGGUAUGUAUAUGAUUGAUCCACUUUUUCAACGCAUCCUUGUUAGAGAGUGUCAAAGGCGGAAAAUUCCAGUCAUUUUUGAUGAAGUUUUCACAGGGUUUUGGCGCUUGGGAGUAGAGUCUGCAGCAGAGCUACUUCAUUGUACACCUGAUAUAGCCUGCUAUGCCAAGUUGCUGACUGGUGGUAUUAUACCUUUAGCAGUUACAUUAGCAACUGAAGCUGUUUUCGAUACCUUCAUGAGCGACUCAAAACUGAAAGCACUUUUGCAUGGUCAUUCUUAUUCUGCGCAUGCUAUGGGAUGUACAGCUGCUGCUAAAUCUAUUAAGAAUUACAAAGAUGAAAAGAAAAACCCGAACUUGACACCUGAUGGAAGAGCACUCAAAGAGAUAUGGGAUGCAGAACUUGUUAACAAGAUUUCAAUGCAUCCACAAAUCAAAAGAUUGAUGGUGCUGGGAACAGUUUUUGCAGUGGAGCUCCAAACUAAUGGUUCUAAUGCUGGGUAUGCAUCGACUAUAGCUACAUCUAUUCUUCAAAAGCUUCGUGAAGAUGGCAUAUACGCGAGGCCAUUGGGGAAUGUUAUUUAUCUAAUGUGUGGACCUUACUCUUCUCCUACUACCUGUAGUCAAUUGCUUGUGAAAUUAUACCAUAGAAUUGAUGAGUUUCACAAGAGUAACUCGUCUUCAGGUUUAUAAGCUUUCUAAUUAAUGUUGCAUCAUUUAGUUGAAAACUUUUGCCAGAGUUAUUUUGUAAGAGAUUGUUUCACAUCAACUAUUUAAUGUUCAAUUACUAUCAAUUUUACAGUAUUAUUAA
This is a messenger RNA of Chenopodium quinoa (quinoa), 2951 nucleotides long. RefSeq names its product bifunctional dethiobiotin synthetase/7,8-diamino-pelargonic acid aminotransferase, mitochondrial-like. Gene Ontology annotation, cellular component: mitochondrion. NCBI's taxonomy places the organism in Eukaryota, Viridiplantae, Streptophyta, Magnoliopsida, Caryophyllales, Amaranthaceae. The coding region runs from base 344 to 2833 and encodes 829 amino acids. The record is from RefSeq and is a predicted model, not a curated record. Gene Ontology annotation, molecular function: pyridoxal phosphate binding; dethiobiotin synthase activity; S-adenosyl-L-methionine:8-amino-7-oxononanoate transaminase activity. The transcript has 14 exons. Gene Ontology annotation, biological process: biotin biosynthetic process.